CUUUUGUGAAACAGAGAAAAAUUGGAUAUAAAAGCUGCAAGAAAAUGGCCAAGAAACACAGUCGAUACAAAGACUUCGAACGAUACAACUAACAAAGUCAUACAACUGCAAUAAAACUUAUAAAGAAUUUAAAGCACUAAACACCGUUUGAAGCAAGAAUAUUGUACAGAAGAUAAACCUUAAUUUUCCAAGCAAAAAUCUGUAAUCAAUUGAAAAGAAAAAUAAGGCGAGUGACAAUGUUAUUUGGUUCUUGGCAGUUGAAAACAACUGUCUAUGUUCUAUUUUUGGCAUCGUGUCUAGGCCAAGAACUACUUCGUACUUGUGAACGUGAUUACUGUUAUGAACGUUCUGUUGUUAUACGCAGAGAUGAUCCAAGUUAUUUAAGAGUAGGAUAUCGUGCUCUUGGUGAAAAUUUUGAAAGCAAAAAGUCUCUAGAACUUUUAGAAGAUGCAAAUCGUAUUGACAUUGAUUUUAACCGCAUCAGUGCUCUCGAUGAACGUCGUGAAGAUAAUCGUCGAGAAGAGACUAUUCUAAACGAACUUCGUCAACGCCAGAGCAUAAGGGUUGAUGAACGACGUGAAACUUUAAGACGAUUAGAUGAUCGAGAUCUUAUCAAACGCUCAAAUGAGAACCGAAAUCAUCGCCAGGCAUUACGACAAAAUAAUGAACACGAUGAAAGAAAAUUUAAUGAACGUGAAGAUCGUCGUGACUUAAACAGACGUUCAGAAGUUGUACGCUAUUCCCAAAGGGAAGGUGAAGCAACUGAACGUCGUGACGAAAAUAAACAACGACGUAUAGAACGCUACGAACUCUCCAGGCAUGGAAAUGAACGCGAAAUACAACGUGAUAUUAGAAGAUAUUCAGAAGACAAUAAUGAAGUACGUGAUGCUGAACGAGAUUAUAGAAAUCGUGUUGAUGAACAUCAGAAUUCCCUAAGGCUACUUAAAGACCGUGAAUCUCAACGUUAUAUUAGUAGACAUUCAGAGGACACUCUCGAUGCAAAUCUUUUACAAAGGAAUCGGGAAUCAAUAGAACGUCUAGAUGAUAAUAAACGCGAACGUGUAGAGCGGGAUGAAGCUUUAAGAAGACUCGAUAACCGACAGGCAGAAUAUAUUGGACAGCCUCAACGUAUAGUCGAGCGUCUCUUCAAACAACAACAAAUUGGCAAACGUAAUGUUGAUAGACGAGCAGAUAAUACUCUCCAGUCUCAACGUAUAGAUGAACGUGACUCCCAAAGGAAACGUGAGUUAACACAACGUCGUGAUGAGCGUGAAGCCCAACGAGAAAGUAAUAGGCUUUCAGAUAACCACCAUGAAUCAAAAGAACGCCUAGAUGAAAACAAACGCGAACGUGUAGAGCGCGGUGAAGCUUUAAGAAGGCUCGAUAACCGACAAGCAGAAGAUAUUCGACAGUCUCAACAUAUAGACGAGCGUCUCUCCAAACAACGUCAAAUUGGCAAUCGUAAUGUUGAUAGACGAGCAGAUAAUACUCUCCAAUCUCAACGUAUAGAUGAACGUGACUCCCAAAGGAAACGUGAGUUAACACAACGUCGUGAUGAAAAUAAACGGGAAGGUGAAGAACGCAAUGAACUUUCAAGGAGACUAAAUGAGCGUGAAGCCCAACGAGAAAGUAAUAGGCUUUCAGAUAACCACCAUGAAUCAAUAGAACGUCUAGAUGAAAACAAACGCGAACGUGUAGAGCGUGACGAAACUUUAAGAAGACUCGAUAACCGACAAUCAGAAGAUACUCGACAGACUCAACGUAUUGACGAACGUCUGUCCAAACAACAUCAAAUUGGCAUUCGUAAUGUUGAUAGACAAGCAGAUAAUACUCUACAAUCUGAACGUAUAGAUGAACGUGACUCCCAAAGGAAACGUGAGUUAACACAACGUCUUGAUGAAAAUAAACGGGAAGGUGAUGAACGGAAUGAACUUUCAAGGAGACUAAAUGAGCGUGAAGCCCAACGAGAAAGUAAUAGGCUUUCAGAUAACCACCAUGAAUCAAUAGAACGUCAAGAUGAAAACAAACGCGAACGUGUAGAGCGUGACGAAACUUCAAGAAGAUUCGAUAUUAGACAAGCAGAAAAUACUCGACACAAUCGAGCAGAUAAUACUCUCCGGUCUCGACGAAUAGAUGAACGUCUCUCCCAAAGGAAACGUGAGUUAACACAACGUCGUGAUGAAAAUAAACAGAAACGAGAAGAACGGCAUGAAUUUUCAAGACGACUUAGUGAGCGAGCAAAUCAUCGAGAGUUUAAUAGGCAUUUAGAAGACAAUAAUGAGGAACGGAAAGCUCAGCGCGUUACUAUGAGGCGUGCAGAUACUACUCGUGAAUCUCUUAAAAUAAUUGAACGACUAUAUGAAAGAAAAUAUGAAGGAACACAACGUCGCGAUGAAAAUGAAAGAGAUGAAACUUCUAGACGACGUGAUGACAAUCUACGUCGCGAUGUAUAUAAACGAGAACAAGUUGAAACAAUGAGACUACCUGAUGACCGUCAUGUGCAAAGAGAUGUAAGCAUACGUUUAGAAGACAAUCGUGAAGAACGUCGAGUUGACAAUCGCAGAACUCAUCGUAAUAUUGACAGACGUUCAGAUGAUAAUAUUGAUUCUCAAAGGGAACGUGUAGAACGAUUUGAUCGGCAAGAAACUAUAAGAUUUGAUGAUCGUCAAGUACAACAAAAUGAUAUCUUACGUUCCGAACGCAACCGUGGAGUACAACGUGAUGUCAACCAACGCUUAGAUGAUAUUCGCCAGCAUCGACGUUUAGAUAUUCAGAAAACUUCGCAAAGAGAACGGGAAUCAGUGCAACGUCAUGAUGUUAAUAAAAAGGAACGAGAAGAAAGUUACGAAACUGUGAGGCGACUUCUUGAUCGUGAAGAUGAACGUAGUACCACCAGACGAUUAGAGGACACCCGUGAAUUUCGACGAUAUAGCGAGGAACUCUCUCAAAGAGAGCAAAGUGAUAUUGUUAGACGUGAUACUCGAGAAGAACGAGAAUCUUUGAGGCGUGAAUCACAACGACAAGAAAGCAGACGUUCAGUAGAUAAUCGCGAGGAACGUCAAGAAACUUUAAGGCAUGUGAGGCAUUUUGAGAAUACACCUGAAUCUGAACGUCUACUCCAAAAUAGAAGCGAACGACAAGAACGUGGAGAAACUUUAAGACGUCUUGAUGAUAGUCAAACUCAUCGUGACGUCAGUAGGAGGUCAGAAUAUGACCGGGAAGACCGUCGAGAAUCUUUAAGACAAUUAGAUGAACAACGUAUGAAUGACAGAAGGCUUGAUGACAGUCGAUCCUAUCGUGAAAGUAAUAGACGUUUUGAAGAUAACCGCGAAGAUCAAAGUAAUAUCUACAGAAUUUCGAAUGACAAUCGUGAAGAUCGCCAAACCGAACAAGAUGAAAGUGUUUGUUUAAAUGUUAUUCGCAAAUCAGAACGUGUCUUCCAAAGGGAACGAGAACAAACAAAAACCGGCAACACAUUCAACCGAUUUGUUGAUCGUCAAACCGAGCGUGAUGUUAUUAGACGUUCAGAAGACAUCAGUGAAGAUCGUCAAUUUAGACGAGAAGCUCAACGUGAAGUCAUUAAGCAUUCAGAUUAUGAUUCUCAACGCACAGAUAAACAUCUUUCUCUAAACGAACGUGAUUCAGGAGAUCAUCGUGAAGAACACAAUCGAGAACGAGUUGAACGUUUUGAAACUUUAAGACGAUUUGAUGACCGUGAAACUGAACGAAAAGUAAAUCUACGUUUACAGGAACAACCUACCCAAAGAGAACGAAAUGCUGAACGUCAAAACGAAGAGCGAGAACAUAGAAGAGAACGUGUGGAACGGCAAGAACAAAAAUCUCGUAUUUUCCAAAUAGAAUUUGAAAAUAAACGAAACGAUGUUAAAGAACUUAAUACAGAGCGCACAUUUACACUCAAACCAAAUAAUAAUAACAAUCAACGUAAUUACCGUUAUAUCGAAGAUGACUAUGCUCCGAAACCAACUGUUUUCCUCAAAAAGAGUUACUUGUUCUUCGGUCAAGGUGUGAUCUUGGCAUUUGUAAUUAUGAAAACUCUUAAUGGCAAAGAUGAUUUAAAAAACCAAUUACCCCAAAAACUACGUACGGCUGUUGAUAUGAUAGGCUUCUAAGGAAAUGGAUAUGUACAAUUGAAAUUCUACUCAUCUUGGCAAUGGAACAAAUACUGUAUAUAAUUAUAUUAGAGAAAUCAAAGACAAAAAAUGUGUACCUAAAAGCAAGAUUAUUUUAUUUAAAUAUAUUAUGAAAAACUUAUCAAUUUAAUCCCCAUACAAAUAAUUUUGUGAGCAACGAGUUUAACUAAUGCAAAAAUAUGUUAUAUUGCAAAAUAUUAUAAUCGAAAUAUAUAAAUAUUGUUAUUAAGAUAAUAAAAAUAUGCAAGAAGUU
This is a messenger RNA of Lucilia cuprina (Australian sheep blowfly), 4404 nucleotides long. RefSeq names its product trichohyalin. Bases 237 to 4130 code for a protein of 1297 amino acids. The transcript has 2 exons. The record is from RefSeq and is a predicted model, not a curated record. Lineage: Eukaryota; Metazoa; Arthropoda; Insecta; Diptera; Calliphoridae.